GGGAGGGGUGUGUGUAUGGCGGUGAGAACAAAUGUGAGCUUAGACUGUACAACCUAGACUGUAACUCCCCCUCCACUCCAACCCUCACUCAAAACUCCCAAAUAGCUGACAUAAAUGACAGUCGUCAUCGUAAGUCUCUUUCUCUCUCACUUUUCAUCAUUUCUCUUCUCUUUCUCCCUUUCCAUACUUCUAUAUUUCUAUUCUUCUAGCUCUCUCUCUCUCUCUCUUUCCAUAUUUCGAUUUUCCUUCCUUUUUUUCUCUCUCCCUUUCAUUCUUUUCUUUCUCUUUCCCUAUUUCCAUCGUUCUAACUUUCUCUUUUACUACCUUCUGUAUAUCUCUAUCUUUCAAUUCUUCUCUUUCGUUCUUUCAUUUUCUUUUUUGUCGUUCUAUAUAUUUCGUUCUUUCCAUUUUCCUCUUUCUAUUCUAUCAAUAUUUAAUAAAUUCCUCACCUUGGACAGUGAAUAACUCUUCAUACGUUCUGGAUAAAUUGAAAGAUGUGUCUAACACAUCUGCAAAUAAUCACCACUACCAUCGCUACUACUACUAUCGUGGUCCUCCCUCUACCACUCCCACUAUCAUCAUCACCACCGCCGCCACCAUCAGGGCAGUCUGACUGAUGAAAAUGGCAGGAAUUUGUCGGGUUUUUUUUUCUCUCUGAAACAAUGAAGGCAGAUUCCUCCUAAUUUUGGUUAGCACAUUGAGUUAGAAAGACAAACACAUAGUGACAGACAAGGAUAGAUUAAGUGAACUGGACUAGCCGCUCCAGUCGAUGGUGGUGGCCAUUGGCAACAUAUUUAAAGGGUACCGCAUCCGCAUAUCCAUAAGCUGCAGAGUUCCUUGUUAGAAAUAUGAAUAAAAGUCCAGUCGGCGCCAAGGCCCCUACCAAAUCCAGUUUCUACUACUGUGAGCAUUGCAACUUUAGUACCGUGCAUUACAGCCGAAUGAACAGUCAUUCCGUUGUGCAUUCGUCCAUGCGGCCUUAUCAAUGUGAACAGUGCAGCUAUGCAGCCAAACGCAAGAGUGACUUAAAGAAACAUAUAAUCUACCGACACAAGAUAGAGUACCUGGGUAAGUCCAACAGUACCCCAAAAGCAGCACCUACCACUGUACCUUCCACGAGCUCCACCUCCACCACAACACUUUCAGUCAACAAAUCACAACAAUGUACCACAGCUGAUAAACCUUUUGUUUACACGCUCCUGGCUGAACAAGUGGCUCCCUCACCACUCAGCAUCAAUGAUGAAUCUAGUGAUGUUUCCAUCCAGAGUAACCCAGCACUCGCUACUAUAAAGCUGGAGAUAAAUGAUGAUGUGGAGAUAGUACCAACGCAUCAGAGUCCGUUUGAGCACAACAACACAUUACAGCAAACAUCAAGUUCUUUGUCUGUUGAUGUCCCUAUUUCUGUGUCUUUACCAUCCACCAUAUUCCAAAUGACUAAACUAGACAAUAACAAUAUCUGCAUGUCCAGUUUAGGGGGUUCACAAAUAAUAACGACACCAAUCAGCAACCAACAGACCGAAAACCCCAAUAGUAUUGCCACUAACCAGUUAAUUUUCCCCCGUAAUAUUGUAGUGACAACGAAAGAUGCUUCUGUUGGGCCCAUCCAGAGUUCGUUCUGCACCCACUGCCAGCUGCUAUUUUUUGACAAUGGGCUCUAUGCAAUGCACAUGGGAUUGCACCAUGCUGAAAACCCCUGGCAGUGCAAUAUUUGUGGUCAAGUUCACAAUGAUGUUUAUUCAUUUACCCUUCAUUUUAUAACACAUCACCAAACAGACAUGAAACAAUCCUAAACUUCAAUUUUUGGUACUUCCUGCUUUGAGAGUCUGGUGUUGACAUUUCACUUUCUAAGUUCAUUCUAUGAGUCAGCUGGUUGUUCUACAAAUGUCCUGUCUUUCUGAAAGUACAUUCUUUAGUUCUCCAGUCUGGACACUUAACCUCUGCUCUAUGACACAUUGGCAUAUGGUACCCAAAGACAAAUAAAUUCUAACUCAUUAACUUA
Molecule: messenger RNA, 1999 nt
Organism: Octopus bimaculoides (California two-spot octopus)
Lineage: Eukaryota; Metazoa; Mollusca; Cephalopoda; Octopoda; Octopodidae
Source: RefSeq, a predicted model, not a curated record